Messenger RNA from Marmota monax (woodchuck), 1005 nucleotides. Its product is annotated as mucin-12-like. The transcript is spliced from 9 exons. The record is from RefSeq and is a predicted model, not a curated record. Lineage: Eukaryota; Metazoa; Chordata; Mammalia; Rodentia; Sciuridae. The coding region runs from base 1 to 1005 and encodes 334 amino acids.
AUGACCACCAGCUCUUCCUCUUUGCCACCAGUGGAUUGCUACAACGGUGGACAUUGGAAUGGAAAAGAAUGCGUCUGUCCCCAAGGCUACUUUGGUUACCAGUGCCAGACCCUCCUGUAUUCCUUCCCCAUAGAAGUCCCAGACGUCCUCAAUGCCACCGUAACGGUGAUAGUGAAAGUGAUUCACAGGAACUUCACAAAUGACCUGAAUAACACAUCCUCCCAGGCAUACCAGAAUUUCACAGAACUUUUCAAGCAGGAGAUGAACAAAGUCUACAUGGGGAAGGACCUUUCUGAAUACAGAGAGGUGAUCAUCAGGAGAUUGCUCAACGGCAGCAUCGUGGUGGAAAAUGACGUGGUCCUGGAGACCAACUAUACCUCAGAGUUUCGGACACACUUCCAGAACCUCAAAAAUAUCGUGAAGGCCAAGAUCACAAAUGCAACCAGAGAGAUCCAGAACGAUGUUCUCAAGUGUCAAACUUCCAUACUGUGUUACAACUCAGAGGCCACUAAGGUGGAAGAGGAUGUGAAGUUGGGCUAUGACCCCCAGGAGCAAUGCGCCCGGGGAGCUGCCCAGGGCUACGGCCAAUUCUACUACGUGGACGAACUGGAUGGAAGGCUGGCCUGCGUGACCAAGUGCACCCCAGGGACAAAGUCGCAACUCAACUGUAACCAGGGCGAGUGCCAGCUGCAUCGGAGUGGCCCCCGAUGCCUGUGCCCGAACACGAACACACACUGGCACUGGGGAGAGUCCUGUGAGUUGAGCCUCAGCAAGAAUCUCGUGUAUGGGAUAGUGGCCGCUGCGGUGGCGGUGAUGCUGAUCGUAGUGGUCAUCCUGACCAUCUUCCUUGGUCGAUCCCAGAGGGAACUGCACAGGCAAGAGUACGAUCCUUCUCAGGAGUGGCAGAGAGGAGACAUCCCUGGCACCUUCCAGAACACAGACAUCUGGGAAGGUACCUGUCGUCAGGGCAUGGGUCGGGCAAACCUGGAGGGAGAGUCUCGGUGA